GUUACUAUACGUACGUGUUUUGUUUCUUGUUCUGCUUUCUAGAGUCACUACUGUUUUCUACUGCUUGGUGCUUGCUGAAAUCUGAACUACCAAACGUAAAUCUUUAUUUUCCUCCCUAAAGAAACGGCCCAUUUACCGUGCUGGUUCUGCCGAGCCUGGAGACACGAUUGACGCUGCUAUGUUUACGCCAAGGGUGUGACUAAUGCUUAUUUAAUUUAACUGGGUUUCAUUGAAACUUGGUACAUCAACAUACUAAUAACUCCAUGAAUUUUGUGUAUUUUAACAUACUAGAACAUGGAUAGCAAUUUUCAUGGCUCAGGAUUUGGACCUGGUCCGCAAUCGGGCCCUAUAACAAUAGCACAUGUUGUACCACGGGUUCCAUCAACUCUAUCGGUCAGUGGAGUAGAUAUUGGAGUUUUGUCAAAUUCAUCAGCCCAUGCUCUGUCUACUCUUACACUCACCCCUGGCCGAACUCGAGACAUAGAUCAGGACAUGGAAGCACUUCGCAUAUCAAGACAAGACAAUCCCUUUCUUCAGCAAGUACUUGCCAGUCGGGAAAGUUUAGCUGACAGCUUAGAGGAAUCAGAGUCUGAUGAUAUAAAUCUUAUGAACCAGGAUUUUCCAUCUGAAUUAGAUCCUGAUCCAUUUACUCUGCCAGAAAUUCAUGAACAUAUGAUAAGGUCGCCACCUCCUACAUCUUGGCCGAGGUCUCCGAACUUCAAAGCAUUUCGCUUCCCUGGUAGUGAUGAUGAAACAAGUCAGGAUCACAUUUCUUCAAGGAGAUCCCCUAGCAGGAUUGCAUCACCUAGGCAACCUAGGGGAGCAUUAGUAUUAGAAGAAAUGGCUCGUGAACUGUUGCGUAGUCCAGCUUCUCAAGAUCGCAUGGGGAGUGGAAGUAGUGGAUUUUCCCUUCUGAGCCCUGCUCCCAUGCGCUCUUUGUCAGAUGUUCGUCGGCUGCAUACCAAAAGUGGGGAUGAUAAUGAAAGGCUAGUUACACCAGAGGCUGAAGGAAACAUCUGUGUUAAUUAAGUCUGCCAAGUUUGAUUCCGUACCUUUUUAUGUAUGAAAUAGAAGUACAGAAAUAUCUUACUUCAGACUGUAUUACUUGUUUAGAAAUGGAAAGCAGCAUGCUUGGUAUCAUCCAUCAGUCAUUGGGGGGUGCAUGCGUUAUGAAUAGAAUAACAGUCUAAUAUGCUCAAUUUGCAAGAACUAUUUCUGGUGUUAUAGAAUAAUCAUGUGCAUUUCAGAUGGAAAACCUACUGCGCAUUAUGAGUGUGUGCUAAUCCAAAGCUAGCAUUAAAUAUUCUUUAAAAUGUUCUUAAAUCUUUGAUCUGCCUUAGAAUGUAAGUUUAAUUAGAGACACUAAGGCUUUAAGCCACUAAAAUUGCAGGUCAAAACAUGUGAAUAUUUUCCAGUUUUUAUUAUUGUUGUUAUUGAUUUUUGACCAUUGUGUGAUACACAAUCUAGUCAUAUGCACUCAUUACUUUUGCGUUUUUUGGUUCUGAUUUAAAAAAAAAUUGUAAUUGUUUCUAAAAAAUAAUGCUGAAGUUCAAUUUGGUGGGAUGCAAAUGCUCACCCAAGCAAACAUUUGUGCUCAUCCAGUUUAACCGUCUUUAUCAUACUCCAUUGACGAUCUAAUCCAUUGUCUGCAUUCCUAUUUAUUUUCUGUCUUUCUCUCCCUCCCCCUCUCUCUUUCUAUAGAGUAAAUCAAGGCUAACGAUAACCACCGUACUUUGCUCACCUUCUCUUUUCAGUAUUUUACCAGUAACACUGUUAUUCUUAGUGUGUGAUUUUAUUAAUUUUGAUUUAUAUGAGUUCUUUCCAUUGAUCUUGAUAUUUCACACAAAAUCUUCAUUUGUUGACUCAUUUUGUUACUGAUUGCACAAGUAUUUGCAUUUACUAUGAGAUUUUCCACUUGGUAGGCCAAUUUAGAGCUGUGCCUUCUUUCUAUCCUUGAACCAUUUGUUUCCUUCAUAAUUGCUAUGAGUACUGUGAGCAUUUGCCAUUUUACCAACUGUACACAAAGUAAAUUUUUCCCUUUCUCUUAAAAGCAGCUUUUACAUGCUAUCUGUACUUUUUAUUUCAAAGCUACAGAAACCAAUAGAGUUAGUGUUACACUUAAGUGUUACAGUCUCUAGUCAUCUAUGUGAAAAGCUGAGCUGAAGUUAUGAUAUGCAGGUUUUUUAUUAAUUAGUUGAUGGACUUUUGUUUGUGAUAUUUAUACUUAGUUCAAUUUUGCAGAAUAUGAAUGUAAGUGUGUUAUUUGUGUGAUGUACAUUGCAGUUUCUAGCAAUUCUGCUUCUGUAUCUUGCCUAUUUGCUGUGAUAGAUGUAUUUGCUCUAUGAAACAAUCUUGUAUGUAACUCUCUAUCUUCGCUAACAAUGCAUUCAACAUUUAAGUGUUCAAGAAGUACAAACAAGAUUGUUUCAAUCUCUUUUCCCUCAUCUGCUUUCAAAAUUCUAUCC
This is a messenger RNA of Frankliniella occidentalis (western flower thrips), 2465 nucleotides long. RefSeq lists its product as uncharacterized. Bases 295 to 1029 code for a protein of 244 amino acids. The record is from RefSeq and is a predicted model, not a curated record. NCBI's taxonomy places the organism in Eukaryota, Metazoa, Arthropoda, Insecta, Thysanoptera, Thripidae. The transcript is spliced from 7 exons.